This is a messenger RNA of Soboliphyme baturini, 993 nucleotides long. Lineage: Eukaryota; Metazoa; Nematoda; Enoplea; Dioctophymatida; Soboliphymatidae. The record is from the annotation of a GenBank genome assembly.
AUGAAAUCGAUAUGUGAUGGAAACGAAAAGAAGUGGCCAGCUCCGGGCAGCAACACGCAGGGUUCUGGUGCCACUGACCUUGACCAAAAGUCAUCGACCCAUAAGUUCACGUGUACGGAAAAAAGUUACGAAACGUACGCGUCGUUACCGUUGAAUCUCUCACUGCCGAAUAAACGCCGCAAGGAGAUGCCGUCCAAGAAUCUGGUGCAGGCGCUGCUCGAGGUAGACAACCUCGAGUCGACGGUCAGGCUCGACGGACUGGCUUUGGACGAGGUGAAGGACACGUGGAAGAAGCUGGCCCAGAUCGGCGACGAGAUCGUGCAGAAGCUGGUCGAGUGGACCAGGCAGUUGCCGUUCUACGACGAACUGGCCACCGACACGUUCACCAGGCUGCUAGAGCAGAACUGGUCGCAGCUGGUGCUCAUCAGCGUCUCCUAUUACAUCUGCAACCACCUCGACAACAGCGAGCAACAGCAGCGCGGCAACCGGCCCCGGUGGUCAUUCGCCGACUGGCGCCACAACCUCUGCCUGCUGACCAGACGCAUCUCGGACAUCAUGGGCAGGACGUUGUCCGCCCAGCUGCAUUUCACCGAACUCGUCGCCAACUUCCAAAAGUUGAAACUCAGCGCCGAGGCGUACGUGUGCUUGAAGGCGGUAGUUUUGCUUCAAGGUUAUAGUUCGACAUUGCGUUUACCGUACUCACCGUGUUUAGGAACUGGACCGUCCGACCUUAAAACCGGAUUAAUUCAGGAUAAGGUGGUGAAGAUUUUGCACAUCCACCUCAGCCAGCUUGACUCUGAAGCAAACCUGAGCCAAGUUUUUACGUGGCUGGCAUCGCUACAGACAGUUUCCAGCGUCCUGUUACAAUGCAAGAUGCUGUACGUUCCGUUUCUUUUGGGCAAAUAUAUUUUUGAUCUGGCAAACAGUUGUUUUAGUGGACAGUUCGCUGAUAUUCAGAUUUCGAGUAAAUACUUGUUCGUAAUGCUUUCAUAA